This is a messenger RNA of Rhinichthys klamathensis goyatoka, 499 nucleotides long. It is a transcript of the gene fabp10a, whose product is annotated as fatty acid binding protein 10a, liver basic. The transcript has 4 exons. The coding region runs from base 70 to 450 and encodes 126 amino acids. Gene Ontology annotation, biological process: fatty acid transport. The record is from RefSeq and is a predicted model, not a curated record. NCBI's taxonomy places the organism in Eukaryota, Metazoa, Chordata, Actinopteri, Cypriniformes, Leuciscidae. Gene Ontology annotation, molecular function: fatty acid binding. Gene Ontology annotation, cellular component: nucleus; cytosol.
CCUCUUCACAUUGUGCUGAGCUUCUCGAAGCGUCUAAGGCUCUUGCCCGAUCAGAUCCGAUCAGCAGACAUGGCUUUCCACGGAACAUGGCAGGUGUAUCUUCAGGAGAACUACGAGGAGUUUCUUAGAGCUAUUCCUCUGCCAGAAGAUAUUAUUAAACUGGCCAAGGAUGUUAAACCAGUGACAGAAAUCCAACAAAAGGGCAACGACUUCACCAUCACAUCCAAGACGCCCGGGAAAACCGUCACCAACUCCUUCACCAUCGGCAAGGAAGCUGAGAUCACCACCAUGGACGGCAGGAAGCUCAAGUGCACUGUGAAACUGGAGGGAGGGAAGCUGGUCUGUCACACGGAUCGAUUCUCUCACAUCCAGGAGAUCAAGGGAGGAGAGAUGGUUGAGACCCUGACAGUAGGAGGAACCACCAUGGUCAGGAAGAGCAAAAAGAUCUGAGGAGUUUGAUAAUCACUGGCUAUUUAAAUAAAGCUCUGAUUUAUCAUAA